CACUUUUUUAUAAUAUUUUUGUUUGGUUUAUCUUGUGGGCUUUAUGCUGGCUAUCUAUUUGAGUAUUUUAAAAUUCUGUUUUCUGUAUUUUUGAUUUUCUUUUAUUUAAUGUUUUUAUUGGGUCAUGCGCAACUUACACCACGGUCACACAGUUUUUGCAGCUGUCAAGAGAUGAACACGAGCAGUCUUUCUGUGUUUUCGACAUUAUAUCUUACAGUUUACCUUAUGUGGCUUUCAUCAUGUAAAAGCGUAAAAUACCGGUUACCAACAUACUGACGUGCCAGCAUAAACCUACCCCCACUGAUACGAUGCCUUCAUUAUUUGAGUGAAUAUAUCUACUACAAGUUUAUCACCAUAUGGCAUAUGAGGUUCAUGUGUUGUAUAAUGGGUAUUCCAAGAAAAGAGAAGAGGGUAUGGUUGCAAACUGUACUUCCACACUAAUAAAAGGACAAAAAUGUAUCAUUGUUGAUACAAUGACACCUUGGGAUAAAGAAAAGAUAAUUAAAGGUCUGGGUCAUUAUGGAGUCGAGUGCAAUGAUGUGGAUUAUGUUGUGUGUUCUCAUGGACAUUCCGAUCAUACAGGCAACAACAACCUGUUUCUGAAUGCAAAACACAUUGUAGGGUUCAGUAUAUCAUCCAAGGACCUGUAUUUCAUUCACCCAUUUGAAACAGGGGAACCAUUCAUCAUUGAUGAGUCUGUGAAGGUGGUGCCUACUCCAGGCCACACACUGACAGAUGUGUCUGUUCUGGUCAACACAAAGGAUAAAGAACUUGUAGCAGUGACAGGUGACUUGUUUGAACGAGAGGAGGACAUUACUGAUCCAUCACUAUGGCAGUAUGUAGCUGGCAGUGAAGACCCAGAGAUGCAGCGUCAGAACCGAAAUAAGAUCUUGCAAAUUGCUGACUGGAUUGUUCCUGGCCAUGGGCCAAUGUUUAAGGUUACAGCAGAAAUGAAGUGUGGUGGUAAAUAAAUAAUAAACAAAGAAUACAUAUUUUCCUAAGAGUUUUAUGUCCCCAUACCUCACAGUUUAGUGAGUGGCACACCUGCUUCAUAUACAGGAGGUCUGAUAUUCAAAUCUCGGGUUGAAGAUUAGGUGUAUACUUUUUUCUGUGGUUUUCCAUAGUCCUUCCAGGGAAACACUAGAACAAUACCUGUUAUGGGUUACAGAUCAUUCCUUCUGGAUUCUUUGUGGUUCAUCAUUCACAGUCAUCCGACCAUUUGACACAAGAAACCUAUGUGUUGCAAUAUUGUAAAUUUUAAACACAAACUUUGGUAAUAUGCUUACUUAAAAUAUAAUGCUAGAAUUUUUUUAAAGUUGUUUUCUUCAGCAACUUUGCAUCAGUGGCUUGGAGAUGAAACAGGGGAAGAUUAGUGGUGCAUUACCACAGAGAUGAGAAAAUUCCAUCUCUGUGGUAAUACACAUUCAUUUUUGUGGUCAACUGCCAUCUGCUUGUUGAACACCAGUAUCUCAUCAAACAUCGCUAACAAACAUAUCAUGGUUUUUGUAUGGCCAACAGAAUUUCAUCACAUGUGAGAAUAAAGUGUGUACAGAC
Molecule: messenger RNA, 1554 nt
Organism: Cryptotermes secundus
Lineage: Eukaryota; Metazoa; Arthropoda; Insecta; Blattodea; Kalotermitidae
Product: metallo-beta-lactamase domain-containing protein 1
Exons: 5
Coding region: 357-971 (204 amino acids)
Source: RefSeq, a predicted model, not a curated record